AGUCAGCGUUUGUCCGCUGUGUAUUAGGAAACUUCUCCAACGGAAAUUCGCUUGUGACGGGCUUGCUUAAGUCAUUACUCUUUUCCACAUCUAUAAUACUCCCUCUCUCCCCUUUAUUGGCAAACAUUUUCCUCUCUUCUUCUUCUCCACCUGCCAGAUUAUAACCUUCCUCCAUCCACUUCCUCUGCAACCGUUAAUUAUUUCAUUUCAUUUCAAUUCAACGAAAUGGGUGUCUGCUUGUCUUGUUCAGUCCUCGGCGAAUCCCAUCAGCUCCCUCCAUCUACAGCAAAAGUGGUGUCAAUUAAUGGUAAUCUCCACGAGUACAGCGUUCCUGUGUUUGUUUCUCAAGUCCUUCAAACAGAAGCUGCAUCCUUGUCUUCCUCCUCACCAUCUUCCUUGUCUUCUUUCUUUCUCUGCAACUCUGAUUUCUUAUCCUAUGAUGAUUACAUUCCUGCCUUGGAUUCCAACGCUCAGCUAUACGCCAAUCAGUUAUAUUUUAUUCUUCCAAGAUCAAAGCUUCAAAACAGGCUAAGCGCUUCUGAUAUGGCUGCUUUAGCUGUCAAGGCUAGCGUAGCUCUUCAAAACGCCUCCAAGAAGGGAGGUCAUCGGCGUAAAAAGGCCAGGAUUUCUCCUGUUUUGGUUGUGGAUCAGUCCCCCUCAUCACAACCUCUCAUUGAUGAAAUUAAGACCUUUGAUAAGCCCUUCAAUUAUAAGACGCAGCAGCAGCAGCAGCCUGCUGUUGGGUAUUCCAGAUCCGGCUCUGUUAGAAGAUUGCAGAAGUAUACUUCCAGACGAGCCAAAUUGGCUGUUCGUUCCUUUAGGCUCAGGUUAACCACCAUCGACGAAGGAAUAUCGCUCUAAGUUUUUUUUUUUUUUUACCAAAAAAAAAAAAAAAAAAAAAAAAA
This is a messenger RNA of Jatropha curcas, 905 nucleotides long. RefSeq names its product poly polymerase. The record is from RefSeq and is a predicted model, not a curated record. NCBI's taxonomy places the organism in Eukaryota, Viridiplantae, Streptophyta, Magnoliopsida, Malpighiales, Euphorbiaceae.